AUGAUUCGCCGAGAGAAUCGUCUCCGUAGGGAAUACAUCUAUCGUAAAAGCUUGGAGGAAAGGCAACGAGCCGUUGAAGAGAAAAGGGAAAAAAUCAAGGAUGCUCUAGAAAAUAACAAGAAAAUUGACACCUCAUUACGAAAGGAUGCUAUUGAACUUGCUAACGGUGCCGAAUGGGGAGGACAGAUAAUGUCUAUUGAUGACGAAUAUCGGUGGGCAGGUACGAAAGAUCCCAAAAUUGUCAUUACUACUAGUCGUGAGCCAUCAAGCAAGUUAAAAGUUUUCGUGAAGGAGAUGAAGCUGGUUUUUCCUAAUGCUCAGCGAUUGAACAGAGGUCACUACGACGUAAAACAACUUGUGCAAGCUUGUCGAGCAAAUGACGUGACAGACUUCAUAAUUUUGACUGAGACUCGUGGAAAUCCUGAUGGCAUGGUCGUGUGCCAUCUACCGUUUGGUCCAACAGCUUAUUUCACGCUGUCCAAUGUCGUGAUGCGUCAUGACAUCCCUGACAGAGAAAAAAUGAGCGAGCAAUAUCCUCACCUUAUUUUCCACAAUUUGGGCAGCAGAUUAGGUCAAAGGUUCACUUCUAUUCUGAAAUAUCUAUUUCCUGUGCCAAAGGAAAGCUCGAAAAGGGUGAUAACCUUUGCUAACACCGACGAUUUCAUUUCGUUCCGUCAUCAUACGUAUACGGUAGCGCAAGGUGGAGAAAUCGAGUUAAAGGAGGUUGGGCCACGGUUUGAACUACGGCCGUAUGCAAUAAAACUGGGAACAUUGGAGAAUAUAGCGGCAGCAGAAGAUGAGUGGGUGUUACGAUCAUUCAUGAACACUUCGAGAAAGAGGCAGUUAUUGAGCAACAAAGAGGAUGAUAGUGAAGAUGAAGACUGA
Molecule: messenger RNA, 885 nt
Organism: Cooperia oncophora
Lineage: Eukaryota; Metazoa; Nematoda; Chromadorea; Rhabditida; Trichostrongylidae
Source: the annotation of a GenBank genome assembly